AAAGCAAAUCAAAAUGUAAUUAAAAAAUAUGUAAAGUUCAUGAUUAAUCUGAGCUUGACAUCUUCUUUGGACAUACAUGUCCAUGUCUGAAAUCUGCCAUGCUACUUUCGUGAAGCACACUGAGAAAAACCUUCCUUUUCCUCAGGAACUCACAUCGACCCAUAUCCAGCAACUCUAUCUCUUACAGAACAACACAUUACACUGAAACUUGUAAACAUGUCUUGUAACUUGUUGUGAGCAACCCCAAAAUUUGUUUUUCCAUUUUUUUUCACUCGUCAAGAUUUGCUUCUCUUGUUUCCUCGGGAAAAUCGACUCUUGUGCUUUUAAGGCACUCUUGUGGUUUGGCGUGUUGUCGUCAAAAGAUAGCAACUUUAGCGGUAUUGGAGGGUGGAUUUGUUGGUAGUUGUUCUGGGGUGAUGCCAUGGCAGAGAAGGUUGUGGUUUCGCCCCAAUGGGCUCUAUGGUCCAUUCCAAUGCUUCAUUGGCGUGUUGGGUUGCUCACUGCUUUGGUUUUGCUUGGAAUGGUUGUGGUUUGGAGCAUUGAUGGGUGCACAGUAAGGAGCAUCUUUCAAGCUUGGAGGUAUCAACAGGACUAUCUUGCUGUAAGGUUUCAUUCUCCUAAUUUAACCCUCGUCUCUCCGUACAGUGCUGUGAACUUCACUCCGUAUGAAAAGUUAGGCGAAAAAUCCCCUCUACUUGAGGGGCACACUAGUUGGAUUUCAAGUGAGUUAGAACCCAACUUCACUUCAAAUCUCAUAGCUAGAUGGUCAGCUCGUGGAGGCAUACCCUGUGAAGAUUCCAAGGCUGUGGAGAUUUCAAUUCCUGGGUUGGAUGGUGGGGAGGUGAUAGAGCUUUCAGCUGGUGAUGUGCAUGAAUUUAGUUUUCAAGCACUGGAUGAUUCAGGGAAGCCUCGUUGUUUAGGUGGGGACUACUUUGAGGCUGAUCUUUCAGGGGAAUCAUGGAAAUCUAGGCCUUUGGUGAAAGAUUUCAGCAAUGGUUCUUACUCAAUCUCACUGCAGGUUCAUCCAGAUUUUGAUGGGGUUUACAAUCUCACUAUAAUUCUGCUCUAUAGGCACUUUGAAGGUCUGAAGUUCACCCCAUGGAGGUUUUCUUAUGACCGAAUGCUGCGAAAUUUUGCAAUCAGAUUCUACAAAAGCGGUGUUCAGCUACCGGAGCUGCAGUCUUGCAAGGCCUCAGAUUUUGGCAGGGAUGUGUGGAGUGGAAGGUGGACAAGGCAUGGAAAGAAUGAUGACUGCACCAUUGGAAAUGAUGGCAGGUACCGGUGCCUUGGGUCGGAUUUUCCUUGCAAAGCUCCUUGGUGUGAUGGUUCCUUGGGAAUUCUAGAGAGUAAUGGGUGGGUGUAUUCAACUCAUUGUUCAUUCAAGUUGUAUUCAGCUGAGUCUGCUUGGAAAUGCUUGAAGAACAGAUGGAUUUUCUUCUGGGGCGAUUCAAAUCACGUCGACACAAUAAGGAACAUGCUCAACUUUGUGUUGGACUUGCCCGAAAUACGUUCUGUUCCCAGAAGAUUUGACUGGAACUUUUCCAACCCAAAAGACCCUUCUCAAAAAGUUAGGAUCACAAGCAUCUUCAACGGGCAUUGGAAUGAAACGCAGAACUAUCUGGGGUUGGAUUCUCUGAGAGAUGAAGGGUUUCAAGAUUUGAUAAAGAAGUACUUCUCAGAAGAUACGGUUCCUGACACUGUGAUCAUGAACUCUGGCCUGCAUGAUGGCGUGCACUGGCGCAACAUAAGAGCAUUCUCUGUCGGAGCAGAUUAUGCAGCAUCCUUUUGGAGAGAUAUUAUGAAGAGAGUGAAGCAAAGAGGGUUGGCAUGGGGAAGAGUGUUUUACCGGACUACGGUUGCAACUGGUGGAUAUGCAAGGUCACUGGCUUUCAAUCCUAACAAGAUGGAGGCUUUCAAUGGUGUGUUGUUGGAGAAAUUGAAGGAAUCAGGAGUUGUGUCUGGUGUGAUUGAUAACUUUGAUAUGACAUUUCCAUGGCAUUUUGAUAACAGGUGUAACGAUGGAGUACACUAUGGAAGAGCUCCAGCAAAGAUGAAGUGGAGAGAUGGCCAAAUUGGACAUCAAUAUUUCGUGGAUCUUAUGUUGUCUCAUGUUCUUCUCAAUGCCCUUUGUGCCAGAUAGCAUUUGAACCAACCAAACCAUUUUUUUCUGGGUUGAAAACUAUUAAGGUUGGAGUAUUGUUGUUUCUAUGUAGUUAGAUUUGUAUUCUUUCUUGCUCAUAUAUUUUUGUUUGAGUUAUGUAUACGUGAGAUUGUUCCACUUGUAGAUUAGCAGAAGAUUUUAUUAACUCCUCAAAACACAUUUUACCAUCUAUAUGAUAUGAUCAAUAGUAUCAUUCAAAGAUUGUUCUUUUAUUUUGAAUA
Vigna unguiculata (cowpea) is the source of this 2382-nucleotide messenger RNA. RefSeq lists its product as uncharacterized. Lineage: Eukaryota; Viridiplantae; Streptophyta; Magnoliopsida; Fabales; Fabaceae. The record is from RefSeq and is a predicted model, not a curated record.